This is a messenger RNA of Vigna angularis (adzuki bean), 1562 nucleotides long. Its product is annotated as zinc finger protein 11. Lineage: Eukaryota; Viridiplantae; Streptophyta; Magnoliopsida; Fabales; Fabaceae. The transcript is spliced from 2 exons. Bases 1 to 939 code for a protein of 312 amino acids. The record is from RefSeq and is a predicted model, not a curated record.
AUGUUAUUGGUGGUUGUUCGGGGCGGGGAGAUGAUUAAACAAGUGGCAGAAGAGCGUCUCAGACAUUUUGAAGGCGUAGAAGCCAAAGGAAGGAAGCUAGCUAUCUCCAAUUUGUUCAUUCCCACAUCGACUAACUCUCCCAUCACUUAUCUAUCUAUCUAUCUUAAAUGUCAGUUUCAGUACCAUGGCUACAGGGAUUGGCCUUGUCUCGGUGACCAGAUCCAAAAAUUCUACCAUCCAAACCCUAACUCCAUCACCACCUCUCCUCCUCCCUCACCCUCUUGGAUGUGGAAUCCAAGGGACCAAGAAGAUGACUCCUGGGAGGUCAGAGCCUUUGCAGAGGACACCAGCAACAUCAUGGGCACCACUUGGCCUCCAAGGUCCUACACCUGCACUUUCUGUAGAAGGGAGUUCCGUUCAGCACAAGCCCUCGGUGGCCACAUGAACGUUCACCGCCGCGACCGUGCUCGCCUCCACCAAGCCUCACCCAUCAACCACCACCACCACCACCACCACCACCACCCCAUCUCCUCUCUCUCCCGCUCACACCACUCUUCCUCUUUUCUCAACCUCUCUCACUCUCCGGACCCUUUCGCAAAUGGUGGGGUGUGCCUCUUGUACCCCUUCCCUAGCCCUAACACUGCUCCAUUCUCCCCUCUUGGCCAAACCACCAGUUUCAAUAAUGCAUGUGCUGACUCUCCCUCUUCUCUUUUCUCUGUCUCCUCUUCCCUUUCACACCCUCCAAUGAGCCUCCCAACUUGCUCAAAUGCCUCCUUUGAUUUCCCAGUGGCGGAGCCUGCCACAAGGAGGAGGACCGUUCUCUCUUCUUAUUCUGGGAAAGGGGAACAAGAACCCGCAACCUCCUCCGCUCAUCAUGGCCAACACGAGGAGCUUGAUCUAGAGCUCCGUUUGGGAAAUAGAUCAACAUCAACGCCAUGAGAAAACGAUUGGGUUUAUUUGUUUAAUGUCUUGUGAAGCAGGUGAGGAAAGAUCAAAGUCCAAACUCCAUAGAAAAGGAAGUUAUGUGCAUGUGCUUUGCUCCCUUUUACAGCUAAGCGGCGAGAGAUGACAGAGAGAAGUACUGUAAUUUAUGUUUUGAAGACACCAUGUAGAAUUCUCGUAUAUUAUAGCUGAAGCUCUGAUAUGGAUCUUUUGGUUGGAUAUAUUUUUCUUUUAUUUUUUUGUUCAAUUUCUUUGUAAGGAUCCCAGUUCUUGGUUGAUUCAGUUUGUUAGUAUUUGGUUGUUUUGCGAAAGGUGCACCUCAAGAGCUAUAUGGUGGGAGGGGAUUGGAAAGGGAGGAAGGAGAAGGCUUCGCAUAUGUAACUUCAAAGAAAGGGAAAAUGUAAGUUGGUACCAUUAUUUUUCAAAAAAAAAAAAUUACCAUUAAUUUAUUGAUGGAAGAAGGAUUAGGGUUCGAAGGAGACACUGAGGAAAGGUUGUAGUGGAGUGUCAUUUUCCGUUUCAGAAAUGUUGCAGUACAUAUAUGUCUACCUGCUCAUAUACAUUUUCGAGGUUUUUUUCUUAUAUAUAUUUUUAUUUUUAAUACAGUAAUAUUAACAUGU